GCUGAACAGGAUGCUGGGAGCCUCCGGUUUGAACACAGGUUAUAAAAGUCCCCCACCUCAGUCUCCCGAGUGUCAGUGGUAAUUUACCUGCCACUUGAGUGUGUGUGUGUGUGUGUCUGUGUGUGCACGAGAGAGAGAGAGCGAGUCAUCCAGUGUGUGUCUUUGCUUGCGCGUGCCUUGUUAAGGAUACUGUUAAAGAGAGCACCCAGAGCUGUCCCAGGGCUAAACAGACAUCAUGGCAGACAACGAAAUGGGAGGACAGAAUAAGAAGAAGAAGAGUGUGGAGUGCUGUGGCUAUCCACUCAGUAUCUUCUUCAUCGUGGUCAAUGAGUUCUGUGAGAGAUUCUCCUACUAUGGCAUGCGAGCUGUGCUGGUGUUGUACUUCACAUACUUCUUGCGCUGGGAUGAGAACACCGCCAUCUCCAUCUACCACACCUUCGUGGCUCUGUGCUACCUGACCCCCAUCAUGGGGGCCAUCGUAGCCGACUCCUGGCUGGGAAAGUUCAAGACAAUUGUCUAUCUGUCCAUCGUGUACACCAUCGGUCAGAUCGUCUUGGCAGUAAGCGCCAUCCACGACAUCACUGAUAACGACAGGGAUGGCGUACCGGACAACCUCACUCUCCACGUGGCCCUGUCCAUGGUUGGACUGGGGCUCAUUGCUGUGGGCACUGGGGGCAUCAAGCCCUGUGUGGCAGCCUUCGGCGGGGAUCAGUUUGACGACAGCCAGGAUAAGCAGAGGAGCACAUUCUUCUCCAUCUUCUACCUGUCAAUCAAUGCAGGCAGUCUGCUCUCCACUGUCAUCACUCCAAUUCUCAGAGCCCAGGACUGUGGAAUCUACACCCAGCAGAAAUGCUACCCUCUGGCCUUUGGGGUUCCUGCUGCUCUCAUGGUGGUUGCCCUCAUUGUUUUCAUAGUGGGAAGCAAAAUGUACAUCAAGGUAGCCCCCAAAGGAAACAUCAUGCUGGAGGUCUGCAAGUGUAUCGGGUUCGCCGUCAAGAACCGCUUCAGUCACCGCAGCAAACAAUACCCCAAGAGAGAUCACUGGAUGGACUGGGCUGAGGAGAAGUAUGAAAAACUGCUGAUUGCACAAAUCAAGAUGGUGGUGAAGGUGUUGUUCCUCUACAUCCCCCUGCCCAUGUUCUGGGCUCUGUUCGACCAGCAGGGUUCCAGAUGGACUCUUCAAGCCACUACUAUGGAUGGAGACUUUGGUAUCCUGGUCAUCCAGCCUGAUCAGAUGCAGAUGAUGAACCCCAUCCUCAUCCUAAUUAUGGUGCCCAUCGUGGACAGUGUGGUUUAUCCGCUUAUCAAGAAGUGUGGACUCAACUUCACGUCCCUGAAGAGGAUGACUGUGGGCAUGCUGAUGGCUGGACUGGCCUUUGCUGCUGCUGGCGUGGUGCAGCUCCAGAUCGAUAACACCCUGCCUAUAUUCCCCACUGCCACUCAGAGCCAAGUCAAGCUCCUCAACAUGCAGAAUAUCGCGGUCCAGGCCUCGAUCGACCAAACGCCAUACAGUCUCCCAGCCUUCAGCGCCACGGACGAGUACCUGACAACAGAACAGAUCAGUGUUGUGGUGACUCAGGGUCUAAAUAAUCAAAACGUGGGCUUGUUCAAAACAAUGCGACAGACUGUUCUCCUCUUUGGUGAUCGCGUACAAACAGUGAAUGACUCCAUUUCCAAGCCUAAUGAAGGAAAGAAUGCUAUCAGGUUCGCGAAUGGCUUCAACCAGGGGCUUAAUGUGUCUUGGAGUGGGCAGGACCUCGGGCAAAUCCCUGCCAAUGGCAUUUCCCAAUACACCCUGGUGCCCCAGGGGAAGGUGGUGUUCUCCAUAAAGAAUGCAGCUGGCUUUGAAUGCCAAAUGGAGAAACAGCUGAGCUUUGGCAGCGGCUACACCUACAUCAUCCCCAGUACAUUCAUCAUUGGAGAUGCGGAAUGCGCCACCUCGAUCACGAUGUCCACGGAGAUUCUGCCCAACGUCAUCCACAUGGCCUGGCAGCUACCUCAGUACUUCCUCAUGACCGCAGGAGAGGUGGUGUUCUCAGUCACCGGCCUGGAAUUCUCCUACUCACAGGCACCGAGCAACAUGAAGUCCGUUCUCCAGGCUGGUUGGCUCUUGACUGUUGCCGUAGGCAACAUCAUUGUGUUGAUCAUAGCAGAGGCAGCACAGCUCCCAGAAAAGUGGGCAGAGUAUAUUCUGUUCGCCUCUCUGCUGGUGGCUGUCUGCAUCGUCUUUGCCAUCAUGGCCUACUACUACAAGUACGAGGACCCGGCUGAGAUCGAGGCCCAGUUUGCAGAGAAGGAACCAGAAGACAAGGACGAGAAGAAGAAGAGAGGAUCACGGAGCAGCAGCAGCAGUAGCAGUAGCAGCAGCAGCCAUGGUGGUCGUGUAGAAGUAGAAGACGGAGAAGAAGUCAAACAGACCAAGAUUUAAGCCUCCCCCUACCCCUCCUCUUCGUCAUCCUCCUCUCCUUCAUCCUCAUCUGAGCGUGUGCGGUAGACUGCCUGGGUGGUCACGUUGGAAUCAGAUCUAUGACAAGGGGCUGCAGGGUCACGACCCUGGUCUUGGUACAUGGCCAGAUAGACAACAUGCUGCCGCGUUGCCCCCCUGUGCCUUUAAGCCAACUAAUAUUUAUGUUUGGCACACAAAGGACAAGAACAAUUUGUCAAAUUGAGUAUGAUGAACUGAUAUUAACCAUCAAAACAGUACUGAAGGUGAAAGAACGACAGCAUGCAUGGUGAAUUUCAGAGCGACAAGUGGAAAAACGACAAGAAUCUCCAAAUCCCAGCACUGUGGGUUAAUAAUGGUUUAAUUUAAUAUUGUAAAUGUUUUGUAAUGAUCAUUUUGUCUGUACGAUCAUUUUGCUUUUGUUUCUUUCUGUUCAUUAAUUGUACAUUAUUGUACAGCGCAUAUGAAUAACCAUUCCAACAUCCUGUAUGUAUCUGGAAGUGUUGUUGGUUGGUUAUUAUUUUGCAGUAUUAUUAUUGUGUUUUUGUAUUCUUUAACCGACCAAAAAAACAGCAGGUGAAAACACCUGGAGAUAAAACGAAUGUUUUGUGAGCAAGCACUUCAAAUAAAGAUUACGCUUUACAUUCCA
Molecule: messenger RNA, 3092 nt
Organism: Clupea harengus (Atlantic herring)
Lineage: Eukaryota; Metazoa; Chordata; Actinopteri; Clupeiformes; Clupeidae
Gene: slc15a1b
Product: solute carrier family 15 member 1b
Biological process (GO): oligopeptide transport; transmembrane transport
Cellular component (GO): membrane
Molecular function (GO): transmembrane transporter activity
Source: RefSeq, a predicted model, not a curated record